Molecule: messenger RNA, 2119 nt
Organism: Hevea brasiliensis (rubber tree)
Lineage: Eukaryota; Viridiplantae; Streptophyta; Magnoliopsida; Malpighiales; Euphorbiaceae
Product: BTB/POZ domain-containing protein At3g19850
Exons: 3
Coding region: 321-1853 (510 amino acids)
Source: RefSeq, a predicted model, not a curated record
GGUCUAUCAAGUCUUGACUUGCAGUCUGUGGCUCUAUCACCUACAAAACACCAACUUCUUCAUCACCUUUUUUGAUUCGGUGCACCUUCAUUAUAUAUAAUGGAAAAUUAUAUCUUUCUUUAAAAAAAUUGAAAAUUUGUUUCCCAAUCUUUUUAGUAAGAUAAAGAAGAUUCACUUGUCUCAUGAUACAAAUUUGUUUUCACGUAACAAGUUCACAACACCUCCUAUGUGUUUAUUCUAAAAUAUAAAUCCUUGAGGACUAAUUUCUCACUAUCUGAUUCCAAUACAAAUCCUUGUUUUUAUUCAAUGCAAAACCAGCAAUGUCACGCCCUUGUGAUCUUUCAAUCCAUGUCAAUGCUCAAGAAACAUUCUUUCUAAGUGAGAAAAUUGUAUCUGCAUAUUCAGGAAAGUUGAAGAAGAUCAUCAAGCAAGAAAAGAGGAAAACUCAGAUUAAGAAUUCAGUUAUUGAAAUCGAUGAUUUCCCUGGAGGUCCUUGUGGGUUUGAGUUGGCUUCAAGAUUCUGUUACAAUCAUGGCAGAAUUGAAAUCACUGUCUCAAAUGUAGCUCUUCUCCAUUGCUGUGCUAUCUUUCUAGGUAUGACAGAGAAAGUCUCAAAUUGCAAUCUCUUGAAACAGACCGAGAUCUUUCUUGGAGGAGUAUUUUACUGGUCAUGGAAUGAUAUACUUGCAAGUCUCAAGAGCUGUGAGUCCUUUUUCGCAUGUGCGGAUUCAUCAGGCCUUGUCCAGAAGCUUAUCUGUGGCCUAUUAGCAAAGAUUGCACAACAUUCUGAUAUGAACCUGAUUGCUUUUUCUUCUUCUUCUUCGUCUUCUUCUCCAGAAACUGCAUCCUGGUUCAGAUUCUCCUCCUCUUCCAAAACCACUCCUGAGUCGACAAAACCAUUUUCAUCAUCAGGAAAGCAGUGGUGGUUCAAUGACUUGGCCUUGUUACCUCCUGCAAUGAUUGAAAAAUUCCUCAAGAGUUUGGGGGCAUAUGGGAGUGAUAACAACAGCUUGAUCCUCACAAGAUUCAUCCUCCAUUAUCUGAAAAAUAGAGUUCCAUGCAAAGCUGUGCGCUCAAGGUCUGACUAUGGUGGUCUUGCAGACACAGCUGUUUAUGGGCUGAUAUCGGUAGGGAAAAGUGCAUUUUCUUGCAGAGGACUGCUGCUGAUACUGAGGAGUGUGUCAGCACUUGGUGUCAGCAAAGAUUGCAGAAAUGAGUUGGAGAGAUUGAUAGGAAGCAUUCUUGACGAAGCAACAUUGGAUGAUUUGCUGAUAGCUGGGCGUGAGAGGGGAGUUUAUGAUGUUAAUCUGGUUUUAAGUUUGAUUAAAAUAUUUGUUAAUAGCGCAAUGGAUAGCAUUCAAAGGUUGAAGAAGGUUGGAAAAUUAAUUGAUCAAUAUUUGAGUGAAAUAUCUCCUGAUCAGAACCUCAAGACCUCAAAAUUUCUUGGAGUUGCAAAGAGUUUACCAGAUUCUGCUAGAGACUGCUUCGAUGGGGUGUACAGAGCCAUUGAUAUGUAUCUUGAGGCCCAUCCUACACUUUCAUUUCAGGAAAGAACGAAGAUAUGCAGAUGCCUUAACUAUGAGAAGCUGAGUCUUGAGGCUUGUAAAGAGCUGGCUAGGAAUCCAAGAAUUCCUCCAACUGCAUCAAUGCAAGCACUCAUAUCUCAAAAGUCUCACAUCCCACAAGACCGUAAUGAUAAAGAUAUGAAAGUCAACAUAGACAGGAUGCUGAGAAGGGUGAUGGAGUUGGAGAAGGUUUGCAAAGAGAUGAAGGGUCAGAUGUCUUGGUUGGUUAAGCAUAAUCCCACCACUGACCCUUUUCAUCACAACAGCACUUUGCCUAGGCUUUGUUGAAUCUCUCUCAUCUAUCAUACAAGAAUACUUCAUCUUAUAUACAUCUUCCUCAACCCUUUUAUUUUCUUUUUAAACAAAUUCUUCCUGGUGAAACUUACGAGGAUAUGAUUACAUAAAUCAUGGGUAUGUUUCCAAUCGUGUAUGAUUGUAAUUUCUGUCUGAUUUCUUUUUUGAUAUAUUCAAAGUUGUGGGAACUAUUUGUAUUUUUUUUUCUUUUUGAAGAACUGUAAAAUGUAUAUGCUUGAAUUAAAACAGAUUUAAUUAAA